Molecule: messenger RNA, 2750 nt
Organism: Salvia hispanica
Lineage: Eukaryota; Viridiplantae; Streptophyta; Magnoliopsida; Lamiales; Lamiaceae
Source: RefSeq, a predicted model, not a curated record
CAGGCGCAUAUACAUACAAAUUUUCUGUCUCUAUAUCUCCCCUCUCCAAACACACACAGAUAAAAUCUCCACACUCCAAUACAGUAGACAUAGACCCUAGCAAUUUGUGGAAACCGCGCAAUACUUGCUGCGCUCUCUCUGUAAAAUUCGUGUUUGUUGAUAACAACCUAUAAAUUCGGGUUUCAGUCUAUUUAUUUAGUCAUUGAUACGCACGGACUGUUAUUUUGAUUAUUUUGUGGAGUAUUUUUGCGUGUUAGUAGAAUGAUGAAACCCCAGUGAUUUAGGAUUUUGCUAUCAUAGCCGCGUUGGAUGAAUUUUUGGGCGGGGGUUUGAUUUUAUAUUCUGAGAUUUCCCCUGAGGGCUCUGUUUGAGGAAUUGCUUUGUGGUGAUAGCCUUAUGUUUCUCAUGCGUUGUUCUUAUUGAACAUUGAGGCCUUGAGAAGCUUGGGCUAUUGCUUCUAUCAGAAGAGCGGAUUGGUUACUAAAAUUUUGAAUUCUGGAUUAUGCUACAUUUAAUCUUUGUUUGGUGUGAAAAUACGGAUAUAAUUAGGCAUUUGGGACGUUCAAGUGGAUUCAUGGCUGUUAAUAUAACCAGAGGAAUUGAAUUUGUUUCCACUUGCUCUUUUAUAUGAUAAUGCUUAACACUACUUAUGGAGAGAAGUCAGCCCACUUUAGUACCUGAAUGGCUCAAAAAUGCUGGAAACUCGACAUCUCAUUCAGAUGAUCACCCAGCAUCAAAGGCUUCUUGGAAUAAGUCCUCUUUGAAUGGCAAAGGUCAUGAUCCUGGACGAUCUUCUAGUUCCGAAAGAACUACUUCUUCAUAUUUCCAACGGAGUUCUAGUAGUAACAGCUCAGGUACUUUUAGGUCAAACAGUAGUUUUGGGAGGAGCCAGCGCGACAGGAACUGGGAGAAGGGCGCAUAUGGUUCUCAUGAUCACGACGACUCAUUUAUGGGUGGCCGACGCCAUCGAAAAUUUUCAGACCAACUGGUAGAUCCUUCAUUAGGUAAUUUUGAGAGGGAUGGUUUAAGACGUUCUCAGUCCAUGAUUUCUGCGAAACGUGGGGAUGCAUGGCCUAAGAAAGUUGCUGCUGACUCAGGCAGCACCAGUGUAAAGAUUUUGAACGGUUUGCGCACCACAGGCAGCCCUGUUUCCGGGGUGAGGAAAGCUGCUUUUGAGAGAGAUUUUCCGUCAUUAGGAGUAGAUGAAAGAGCAGUCAUUUCUGAUAUUGGAAGAGUACCAUCUCCUGGUUUAAGUUCUAUUCAGAGCUUACCUAUUGGUACUUCUGCUUCUUUAGGUGGUGAAAAAUGGACAUCGGCUUUGGCAGAGGUUCCUAUGUUAGUUGGAAGCAAUGGAACUGAAUCAUCAUCUGUGCUUCAAGCCACUUCAUCAAGUUCUGCACCAGUGGCUUUGGGUUCAGCUACCAGCCUCAAUAUGGCUGAAGCUGUGGCUCAGGGUCCUAGUCGUUCCCAGACUACCCCACAGCUAUCUGUUGGAGCGCAGAGACUUGAGGAGCUUGCACUCAAGCAAUCUAGGCAAUUAAUUCCAGUGACUCCGACAAUGCCAAAAGUUUUGGUGUUGAAAAAUUCUUCAGACAAAUCAAAGGGCAAAGUGGGUAGCCAGCAGCCUUCCAUCUCUUCACCACUUCCAGUAAAUCACUCUCCUCGUGGUGGGCUAGUAAAGAGUGAUGUUUCAAAAACAUCUAAUGUUGGAAAGCUCCAAGUUCUAAAGCCAGUGCGAGAAAAGAAUGGUGUUGGCCCUGUUGUAAAGGACAACUUGAGUCCAACUAGUGGUAGUUCCGUUGCUGGUUUUCCGUCUGUUUCUGGGUCUGCAGUAAGCAAGCCCCCCCCUAGCUAUGCAGUCCCUGACCGUAAGCCUGUAUUAACUUUGCUGGAGAAGCGGCCUUCCUCUCAAGCUCGAAGUCGAAAUGAUUUUUUUAAUCUAGUGAGAAAGAAAUCUAUGGCAAACCCUGCUUCUGCUGAUUCAGCUACUGCAAGCACCUCUUCUGAGUUGGAGACUGGCUCUUCUCUUUCACCAUCCCUUUCUAAUAAACAUGCUGAAAUGGAUGUCAUGCCCGCUACAAGUCAGCCUGUGGAAGUUCCAUUGAGUUUAAGCCUGGAAUCUGAGGAGAAAGCUGGUUCAAUCUGCAAUGGUGAUGCUUAUGAUGUGCAAAAAUGUGUGAGCAACGGUAAGAAACAUCCUAGCUCCGACCGUAUCAUUUCUGAGGACGAAGAGGCUGCUUUUCUUCGUUCUUUGGGCUGGGAGGAAAAUAACGAUGAGGAAGGUCUCACUGAAGAAGAAAUCACUGCUUUCCGCAGGGAUUUGACUAAGUACAUCAAUUCAAAACCAUCCCCUCGAAUACUGCAGCUUGUACAGCUCUUGACCCCCUUCGACUCGCAACUUGAGGGUAUUGAUGAAAUGAGUUCAUCAGAUGAUAAAUCCGAACCUUGAAGAGGUAAUCUGAUCUUGUUUAUUUGGCUGAGAGGCAUUUCUGGCAGCCAACUAAGAAAAAAUCUGGGCAGUUUUGUUGUUUUCUGGAGAUUGAUAGGAAUAAACGAUGAUCCUUCUUUAUGAUCAUUUUCCCUCUGAGUAGAGGAUUUGAGUAAAGAGAAUAGAAAUAGAUUUUGAUCAAGUUACUACAAGACAUGCAAGUCUUGACAGUUUUGGUUCCUUCCAUUUUUUCAUGAAUAGAACAGAUGUUUUCAUUUAUCUAUCAGAAAUGGAAAAGAAAAGCAAGAAUUUACUGACUGCA